Molecule: messenger RNA, 2670 nt
Organism: Daphnia pulicaria
Lineage: Eukaryota; Metazoa; Arthropoda; Branchiopoda; Diplostraca; Daphniidae
Gene: Gp93
Product: endoplasmin-like
Exons: 13
Coding region: 141-2540 (799 amino acids)
Biological process (GO): protein folding
Molecular function (GO): ATP hydrolysis activity; ATP binding; ATP-dependent protein folding chaperone
Source: RefSeq, a predicted model, not a curated record
UAAGUACUUUCUGUUUUACACGUGUCAAUACGUAGAGCUUAGUUUGCUUGCCGAGAUCCAAAUUUUUGAAGUGAAUAAGCAGCUCUCUGACGAGCAACUCACAUUAGUUGGUGGUAGCGUUUUGCCCAGGCUCGAACUGCAUGAUCAUCAUCGGGCCGAGUAUCGUCACAAGAAUGAUUUCCACGAAAUUUGCUUUAUGCCUGUUAGGGCUACUCUUCCUUUCUGCUUCUUGUUACGCCCAAGAUGAAGACGUUGUAGCAGAUAAUAUUGAACUUGAUCUGGGUGCUAGCAGAGAAGGUUCCAGAACAGAUGCUGAGGUGGUUCAGAGAGAAGAAGAAGCCAUUAAACUAGAUGGACUAAAUGUAGCUCAAGUUAAGGAACUUAGAGAAAAGUCUGAAAAGUUUGCUUUCCAGGCUGAAGUAAAUCGAAUGAUGAAACUCAUCAUCAAUUCAUUAUACCGCAACAAAGAGAUCUUCUUGAGAGAAUUGAUUUCCAAUGCUUCAGAUGCCAUCGACAAAAUUCGUCUUAUGGCUCUCACUGAUAAGGAUGCUUUAGCUGCUACAACUGAACAAACCAUCAGAAUUAAAGCUGACAAAGAAAACAAUGUUCUUCAUAUUACCGAUACCGGCAUUGGCAUGACUAAGAACGACUUGGUUACAAACCUUGGUACAAUUGCCAAAUCAGGAACUGCUGAUUUCUUGAGCAAAAUGCAGAACCCAGAAUCAACCGGCCAAGAUGCAGGAGACCUAAUCGGACAAUUUGGUGUCGGUUUCUAUUCAGCUUUCUUAGUGGCUGAUCGAGUCGUUGUUACUUCAAAGAAUAAUGGCGAUAAACAGUACAUUUGGGAAUCGGACGCCAAUUCUUUCAGCGUUGCUGAAGAUCCUCGAGGCAACACUCUUCAACGCGGUACACAAAUUAGCCUCUAUCUGAAGGAAGAAGCUCGUGAUUUCCUCGAAAUAGACACCGUCCGCAACCUAGUGCACAAAUACUCCCAGUUUAUCAAUUUCAAUAUUUACCUAUGGACAAGCAAGACAGAGGAAGUAGAGGAACCUAUUGACGAUGAGGCCGAACCUGUUGAAGACAAGAAAGCAGAGGAAGAGGAAGAUGCCAAAGUUGAGGAAGAGGCUGAAGAGAAGAAACCUAAAACUCGUAAAAUUGAAAAGACUACUUGGGAUUGGGAGUUGUUGAAUAACGCUAAGCCAAUUUGGACAAGAAAACCAUCUGAAGUGGAAGAAAAUGAAUAUGAAGAGUUCUACAAGGCAAUUACUAAAGAUACCCAAGGGCCGUUGGGACAUAUCCAUUUCGUCGCAGAAGGUGAAGUCACUUUCAAAUCCCUUCUUUAUAUCCCUAAAGCUCAGCCAACUGAAAGUUUCAACAAGUACGGAACUCGCACCGACAACAUUAAGCUUUACGUCCGCCGCGUUUUCAUCACCGACGACUUCCAAGACAUUAUGCCCAACUAUUUGAACUUUGUUCGCGGUGUUGUCGACUCUGAUGACUUGCCUUUGAACGUCUCUCGUGAAACCCUCCAGCAGCACAAACUUAUCAAGGUCAUCCGCAAGAAGCUUAUUCGUAAGACUCUUGAUAUGAUCAAGAAAUUGGACAAGGAAGGUCAAGAAAAAUUCUGGGCUGAAUAUUCCACCAAUAUCAAAUUGGGUGUUAUCGAUGACUCCGCCAACCGUUCCCGUCUUGCCAAACUCCUGCAGUUCCGCUCAUCAGCCAACAAAGGAUUCGUCACAUUCUCCGAUUAUGUGGAGCGUAUGAAGGAAAAACAAGAAUCUAUUUAUUUCAUUGCUGGUUCUUCUUUGGACGAAGUCGAGAAGUCGCCAUUCGUUGAGCGUCUUGUGAAAAAGGGUUAUGAAGUCCUCUACCUCACCGAGGCUGUUGAUGAAUACUGCAUCUCUGCUCUUCCCGAGUUUGAAGGCAAGAAAUUCCAGAACGUCGCCAAGGAGGGUGUUGAAUUGGAUGAGGGAGAAGGUGCCAAAGCCAAGUUGGAAGCCCUCAAGACACAGUUUGAGCCAUUGACCAAGUGGUUGACUGAAACCGCUCUUAAGGAACACAUUAUGACAGCCAAGGUAUCAAACCGUUUGCACACAUCGCCUACUGCAUUAGUAGCGUCACGAUGGGGUAUCACUGGUAAUAUGGAACGGUUGAUGUUGGCUAACUCGCAUCAGAAAGCACAAGACGUUCAAAGAGACUACUAUUUAACACAGAAGAAAACUUUGGAGAUCAAUCCUCGCCAUCCUUUGAUCAAGGAACUUCUCAAGCGGGUUGAAGCUAACCCUGAAGAUCGUAUUUCCAAGGGCAUGGCUAUGAUGAUGUUUCAGACAGCUACACUUCGAUCUGGCUACAUGUUGCAAGAUCCCAGUCAGUUUGCUGAGCAUAUUGAUGCUAUGUUGAAACAAUCUUUGGGUAUUGGUGAUGAGGUGGUCGAAGAAGACGAGGAAAUUGAAACUGUGCCAGAAGCAGAAAAUGCCGAGGAAGAGGCAGAACAGGAUGACGAAGAAGAUGAAGAUAAAUCGUCAAAAGAUGAACUUUGAAUGAAUGUGUCGUGAAAAUGCGAGUGUUUGGUAUGUCUGUUUGUUUUUUGUUUUUUGGCCGAUACAUUAUUAUGGACGUGCGUUAAAAUUAUGUUACACUGUCAAAAUGAAAUCUGAACUGCGCCGUAAA